Molecule: messenger RNA, 1159 nt
Organism: Seriola dumerili (greater amberjack)
Lineage: Eukaryota; Metazoa; Chordata; Actinopteri; Carangiformes; Carangidae
Gene: calb1
Product: calbindin 1
Exons: 11
Coding region: 73-852 (259 amino acids)
Biological process (GO): regulation of long-term synaptic potentiation; regulation of presynaptic cytosolic calcium ion concentration
Cellular component (GO): nucleus; dendritic spine; terminal bouton
Molecular function (GO): calcium ion binding
Source: RefSeq, a predicted model, not a curated record
UCCCAGUCACAGCUCCCAGUCACAGCUCCCAGUCACAGCUUCCAGUCACAGCUCCCAGUAAAAGCUCCCAGUAUGGCAAGUUCCCUCCUGCGGUCAGUGGAGAUCUCUGCUUCCCAGUUUCUGGAUAUUUUUCAUCACUACGACAACGACGGAAACGGUUUCAUUGAAGGAAAAGAGCUGCAGAGUUUCAUCCAAGAGCUGAGAGAGGCUCGACAGCAGGCGGGGCUGGAUCUGACUGAUGAGAUGAAACAGUUAGUGAGUGAAUAUGAGAAGAACUCCGAGCAGAGGAUCGACCUGGUUCAGCUGGUCCAGGUUUUACCCACCGAGGAAAACUUCCUGUUGUUCUUCAGACAGCAGCUCAGCUCCUGUUCACACUUCAUCCAGGUGUGGAGACGUUAUGAUGCUGAUCACAGUGGAUACAUCGAGGCUGAUGAGCUGAAGAACUUCCUGAAGGAUCUGCUGCUGAAAGCUAAGCGAACAUGUGACAACAAGAAACUCGAUGAGUACACGGCUGCAACUUUAAAGAUUUUUGAUUCAAAUUCAGAUGGAAAACUCUGCUUAGCAGAAAUGUCCAGGUUGCUGCCUCGUGAGCACAACUUCCUGAUCAAGUUUGAGGGCCUAAAGAUGUCCAAACUUCAGUUCAACAAGAUUUUCGAUCUCUAUGAUCAGGAUGGCAGUGGCUUCAUGGAUGAAUUAAAGCUGGACUCUCUGCUUAAUGAUCUGUGUGAAAAAAACAAUAAGGUGGUGGACUCCGCAGAUCUCCAUCGUUACCGCUCGUCCAUCAUAGAGUUAUCAGAUGGAGGGAAAUUGUACCGCACUGAUCUCUGUCUGCUGCUCUGCCAUGACGACUGAAACGCUGCAGGGAAACACCUACAUCACCUGGCUCCUCUGACACACCUAAUGUAAUGCCUCACAGGUCAUGUCCCCUGCUCCACCCACCAGGCUUCAGUUUUAGCUCCAGUGGUGUUAUGUCUUUCCUCUUACGACCUUUAACCCACCUGUGUAGUGUGAAGUAUUUGACUGGUACCAUGUUAACAUCACAGAUAUGUCACUGCUUUAACAUCUGUUGUCUUUAAUGAAGAACGUAUAAAUAAAAUGUAAAACCAUCAGUGUGGAAAUUACUUUAACAUGUGAAAUGACCAUAGGAAACCUUCUAACG